Protopterus annectens (West African lungfish) is the source of this 1332-nucleotide messenger RNA. RefSeq lists its product as uncharacterized. The transcript has 2 exons. Gene Ontology annotation, molecular function: nucleic acid binding. The record is from RefSeq and is a predicted model, not a curated record. The coding region runs from base 1 to 1332 and encodes 443 amino acids. Gene Ontology annotation, biological process: DNA integration. Lineage: Eukaryota; Metazoa; Chordata; Ceratodontiformes; Protopteridae.
AUGGAGGACCGAGUGUUGAUGAUGGAGGACAUCACGUUGGUGUCAGCGAAAGAAUUGAGCGAAUGGACACGCAAAGACCCGGUGUUGGCUCGGGUGUUUCAAUGGGUCCAGCAAGGUUGGACAACACAACACCCUGAUCCAGUUUUCAGGCCUUAUGAGGUGAGGAAAACAGAGCUGAGUGUGCAAAAUGGAUACGUGUUGUGGGGGGCACGAGUGAUAAUUCCGCCCCCAGGAAGACGUGCACUUUUACAACAGCUGCAUCAAGGUCAUGUGGGCAUCACCCGAAUGAAGGCCUUAGCACAAAGUUAUUUUUGGUGGCCAAAGUUGGACCACGACAUUGAAGUCGCUGUGAAAGAGUGUAAAACCUGUCAGCAGCAUCGCAACUUACCUGUGAUGGCACCACUACACCCAUGGGAGUGGCCGAGUAGACCUUGGCAGAGACUUCAUAUAGACUAUGCAGGACCUUUUAUGGGGGCCAUGUUUUUGAUAAUAAUGGAUGCUCAUUCUAAAUGGAUGGAUGCCUACCCAGUCAAAACACCCACUUCUACCACUACCAUUGACUGCCUGAGAAAGAGUUUCAGUAGUCAAGGAUUACCCGAGACUAUUGUAUCAGAUAAUGUGUCAUGUUUCAUGAGUGAAGAGUUCAAGGGGUUCCUGGAAAAAAUGGCAUUGGUGUUAUUCAACUACCGCAUUACACCCCAGUCUACCACAGGAUUGUCCCCUGCCGAGAUGUUGCAAGGACGGAGAUUAAGAUCCACGUUGGAUCUGGUGCAUCCAAACAUCCGAGCUAAGGUAGAGAGGAUACAGUGGAGGCAAAAAGAACAUCAUGAUCAACGCCGGAGAGAGAGAAGUUUCCUGGAGGGAGAUGCAGUGAUGACGCGAAACUUCAGUUAUGGACCUAAAUGGAUCCCAGGGUUUAUUGCCAAGAGCACGGGUCCCCUGUCGUACCAGGUGAGGUUGAAUGGAGGUUUAGUAGUGAGGAGACAUGUGGACCAGAUUCUGCGGAGUGCGCAGGAGAAGGACUCCAUGGAACUGCAAGCCCCGGAAAUGCCGUUAGUUUCGGGAGAAGGGCUCGCAGCGGCAGGAGGAUUUCCGAUCUUGGGGGCCGAGGGAGACCGCCGGGACUCAGAAGGAGAGGUUCCCAAGGAUCCAAUUGUUCCAGGGAUGGAUACACCGGUACCAGAGGUGGUAACUGUGACACCAGAGUCACCCAGGGUGGUACCAUUGCGCCGUUCUAAGCGGGCACUGGUUAAACCUAGUUACUUGAAGGACUAUCAAUGUAACAAUUGCAUGUCUAGUUUAAAAGCGCAACCUAAUUCGAUUGCAGGGUAA